AUGCAAUACACACCAAUAGCAUUUGGCCUCGGCUUAGGUCUUGGUAUUUUUGGUCUGUUAUUUUCGGGUACGAUCGUGUUAUCGUUAAUACCGCUUUAUGGUAACAAUCGUGCGCGGAGUUUGCCGAAUGAUGUUGAAGGAGUGUACACUGUUGAUAAUAUGACAUUUACAUACACUGACAACUCGUUAACAUCAUCGAUGAACGUUACACCGACAACUGCUAUGAUUAUAUCUGUUGAAGACAAACUCAAUGAAGCAUUUGCACCCUAUGGACUUCAAGCAACUAUUGUCAAUGCAACCAUAAUUCCUGCACCGAGUCGCCAGACUAGAAAAAAGUAA
Didymodactylos carnosus is the source of this 339-nucleotide messenger RNA. NCBI's taxonomy places the organism in Eukaryota, Metazoa, Rotifera, Eurotatoria, Philodinida, Philodinidae. The record is from the annotation of a GenBank genome assembly.